This is a messenger RNA of Anopheles maculipalpis, 594 nucleotides long. It is a transcript of the gene dUTPase, whose product is annotated as deoxyuridine 5'-triphosphate nucleotidohydrolase. NCBI's taxonomy places the organism in Eukaryota, Metazoa, Arthropoda, Insecta, Diptera, Culicidae. The transcript is spliced from 2 exons. Gene Ontology annotation, molecular function: dUTP diphosphatase activity; magnesium ion binding. Gene Ontology annotation, biological process: dUMP biosynthetic process; dUTP catabolic process. Bases 19 to 594 code for a protein of 191 amino acids. The record is from RefSeq and is a predicted model, not a curated record.
UCGUUUCUUUCUGCAACGAUGGCCGGAGCUACUACGCUGUGCCGGACAGAGCUUGUCAAACGGAUCAGCAACUUUCGCGCCAAAAAUCAGACGCUGGUUAUUUUCAAUCGAAUCGUGCGCGCCUCCGCAUCGAAAGAACAAUUUUCUACAACAAUGCCUGAACAAAAGUGUGUACUCAAGUUUGCUAAACUUACCGAGCACGCGUUUGCUCCGACGAAAGGUUCCGCCAAAGCGGCCGGAUAUGAUCUGAGAAGUGCCUAUGAUUAUACCGUUCCCGGUCGCGGCAAACAACUCGUGAUGACCGACAUCCAGGUACAGGUGCCCGAAGGAUGCUACGGACGGGUAGCGCCACGUUCUGGACUGGCAGUGAAAAAUUUCAUCGAUGUAGGAGCCGGCGUCGUUGAUGAGGAUUACCGUGGUAAUGUUGGCGUCGUGCUGUUUAAUCAUUCAGAGGCAGACUUUGAUGUAAAGAAAGGUGAUCGGAUCGCACAGUUCAUUUGCGAGAAGAUUGCUUAUCCGGACCUAGAGGAACUGCCGUCACUAAAUGACACGGAGCGUGGAGCGGGCGGUUUCGGAUCGACCGGCACCAACUAA